UGGCAGCCAUGGUAUGGAGCGGGCCGAAUCCAGAUUCCUCUUUACGCAAUUAUAUUCAUAUUGGCUGUUACAGGAAACAUUCUCGUCAUACUCACUUUGGUGCAAAACCAACGCAUGAGGACCAUAACCAAUUUAUUCCUGCUGAACUUGGCAAUAUCUGAUCUCCUUCUCGGCGUUCUCUGCAUGCCAUUUACACUUAUUGGGGCUCUUCUCAGAGAUUUCGUUUUCGGGGCAGUAAUGUGUAAACUGCUGCCAUUUCUACAAGCUUGCUCAGUAUCGGUGGGAGUUUGGACUUUAGUAGCGAUAUCUGUUGAGAGAUAUUAUGCCAUCUGCCAUCCUUUACGCUCGUUACGAUGGCAGACUCUGAAUCAUGCCUACAAACUGAUUUUGUUUAUCUGGAUUGGAAGCAUUAUCUGUAUGGCCCCUAUAGCAGCUCUCAGCCAAUUACAGCCAACACGUCAAGGCAAUCAAAAAUGCAGAGAAAACUGGUCGUCGUUGAAGUGUGAAAAAGCAUACAAUUUAUUUUUGGAUGCAAUACUUUUAGUUAUACCACUUUUGGUGAUGGCAGUAACUUAUUCCUUAAUAACGAUAACGCUUUGUAAAGGAAUGAAGACUGAAAAAUCCAUCAGAAGUAAUGGUGUGAACGCUGUCAAUGUAUAUGUCAACCUCAGAGGAAGAAGCUCAACCCGUUCGUCUUGCAAAAAUUCGUUUUGUCCAUAUUCAAGUAGACAACAGCUUCAACAAAAUUGGUCACAAGAUUCAAACAGUCCUAUUAUAGGUUCCAGAAAACUAACUACAGGUUUGAGGAAAUCAAAUGCAGAACGGAGCCUUCUGAAUAAGAGAAGAGUCGUUAAAAUGUUAUUUGCUGUUGUUUUGGAAUUUUUCAUUUGUUGGACGCCGCUAUACGUAAUCAACACUAUUGCUCUAUUCGAUUCUACAGUGGUUUACAAAAGUAUCGGUUAUACAGGAAUCAGUUUUUUCCAACUGCUGGCAUAUACGUCAAGUUGUUGUAAUCCAAUAACUUAUUGUUUCAUGAAUUUUGGUUUCAGGAAAUCUUUUUUGAAUUUGUUCAAAUGUAUGAAAACAUCUAAUCACUCCACGACGACAGGGAGUGGAAUUAAUUUGGAGACUAAAUGGACGAACAGACUCAGCGAACCUGCCUGUAACUGAAAAUCACGUCAUUUAUUUGAACAGUUAACAAUAAUAUUAUAGAGUUUGACUGAUUGUUACGAUUUUUCUAAUAUUAGGAUGA
This is a messenger RNA of Diorhabda carinulata, 1252 nucleotides long. RefSeq names its product cholecystokinin receptor (gene CCKLR-17D3). Lineage: Eukaryota; Metazoa; Arthropoda; Insecta; Coleoptera; Chrysomelidae. Gene Ontology annotation, molecular function: neuropeptide receptor activity. The record is from RefSeq and is a predicted model, not a curated record. The transcript is spliced from 5 exons. Bases 115 to 1170 code for a protein of 351 amino acids. Gene Ontology annotation, cellular component: membrane. Gene Ontology annotation, biological process: neuropeptide signaling pathway.